Aptenodytes forsteri (emperor penguin) is the source of this 6730-nucleotide messenger RNA. RefSeq names its product erythrocyte membrane protein band 4.1 (gene EPB41). Gene Ontology annotation, molecular function: structural molecule activity; actin binding. Gene Ontology annotation, biological process: cortical actin cytoskeleton organization. NCBI's taxonomy places the organism in Eukaryota, Metazoa, Chordata, Aves, Sphenisciformes, Spheniscidae. The transcript has 22 exons. Bases 312 to 3404 code for a protein of 1030 amino acids. Gene Ontology annotation, cellular component: plasma membrane; cytoskeleton. The record is from RefSeq and is a predicted model, not a curated record.
CCACUUGGUGUUUACAUUUCUAAGAAGUGGCUCAACGUGAACGUCCGGUUCCACCUUCAGUUCUGGGAAGAGUCAGACACCGAAGUUCGUUUAUGUGAACUCUGUUGCGGCGCUCAUGUAAAAUACAAGUGUGAGCACUUGGCUUUGUGGCUUGAGGGAUUUUUCUGGUGGGUGUGUGGGGUUUUUCAUGUUUAGCUGGAACUGCUUAUUAACCAGUGUCUCUUCUCCUUUCUCUUCUAUACACUGCCCCGUGAUGGAUUUCGGUGCCUCACCUGCGCGGUUUGCCCGGCUGUCUCAUCUCUGGCAUCAUCAUGACAACAGAGAAGAGUCUAGCGGCGGAUGCUGACAAUUCAGAGCAGCAGCAAGCCAAGGAGGAGGAAGGAGCUGCUGAAACACAAAAACAAGAGGCUUCCCUAGAAGAAGGGGCUCAGCAGACAUCGGAGGGACAGCCUGCAGCAGGGCAGAAGCAGAAGGCCUCCAACGGCGAUACGCCCACGCACGAGGAGCAGAGCAAGAAGGAGCGCCGCACCUCCGAGGGCCGGGGUCUCUCCCGCCUCUUCUCAUCCUUUCUCAGGAGGCCCAAGUCUCAAGUGUCUGAAGAGGACAAAGACACUGAUGCUCCUAAAGAGGUGGGAGGUGACCAGAAAGACCUGGGAUUAGGAGCCAGCCCUGAUGAAGACAUCCUGGUGAAAGCCCCAAUUGCAGCUCCUGAGCCUGAGCUCAAAACCGAUCCAUCACUAGAUCUCCAUUCCCUAAGCAGUGCAGAAACACAGCCUGCGCAGGAGGAGAGGAGGGACGACGACGAGCCGGACAGCAGAGACCUUGGGGGCAAGGAAGGGGGGGAAGUGAAGGAAGAGUGCGCCAAGCCAGAGCCGAAACAAGAGACUCCGGAGACCAAAGUGGAGAAGGAUUUGAAAGCUGCCCAGAGAACAGUAAAAAGACACAGAAACAUGUACUGCAAAGUUGUCUUGCUGGAUGACACCAUUUUUGAGUGUGCUGUGGAUAAACACGCCAAGGGGCAGGAUCUACUUAAAAAAGUCUGUGACCACCUCAAUCUCCUGGAAGAAGACUACUUUGGUUUGGCCAUAUGGGACACGCCGACCUCCAGGACGUGGCUGGAUCCUGCCAAAGAAAUAAAAAAACAGGUUCAUGGAGGUCCCUGGGAUUUUACCUUCAAUGUCAAGUUUUAUCCACCGGAUCCCGCGCAGCUGACAGAGGACAUAACCAGGUAUUACUUGUGUCUUCAGCUUAGACAAGACAUCAUUACGGGGCGGCUGCCCUGUUCCUUUGCGACUUUGGCUCUGCUGGGUUCGUACACGGUCCAGUCCGAGCUGGGAGACUAUGAUCCCGAUCUACACAGCCCAGAUUACAUCAGUGAAUUUAAAUUGGCCCCAAACCAGACGAAAGAGCUCGAAGAGAAGGUUGUGGAGCUUAUAAAACAUAACAGAAACAUACAGGAAAGAUCCAUGACUCCAGCUCAAGCAGACCUGGAAUUUCUUGAGAAUGCAAAAAAGCUGUCUAUGUAUGGAGUCGACCUUCACCAAGCCAAGGACUUGGAAGGAGUGGAUAUCACUCUGGGAGUCUGUUCCAGUGGCCUUCUUGUUUACAAAGAUAAACUGAGAAUCAACCGCUUCCCUUGGCCCAAAGUCCUGAAAAUUUCCUACAAACGCAGCAGCUUCUUUAUCAAGAUUCGGCCAGGGGAGCAAGAACAGUAUGAAAGUACAAUUGGGUUCAAGCUACCAAGUUACCGGGCAGCGAAGAAACUGUGGAAAGUAUGUGUUGAACAUCACACGUUUUUCAGGCUGACUUCCACCGAGGCCAUCCCAAAGAGCAGGUUCCUGGCGCUGGGCUCCAAGUUCCGCUACAGCGGCCGGACGCAGGCGCAGACGAGGCAGGCGAGUGCCUUGAUCGACCGACCUGCUCCACAGUUCGAGCGGACGGCAAGUAAGCGAGCCUCCAGGAGCCUUGACGGAGCAGUGGCCGUGAUAACCCCCGAGAGGAGUCCCCGUCCCACCUCUGCCCCGGCCAUCGCUCAGAGCCACGCUGCAGAACCAGCCCCAGCUAAGCCCGACGCGAAGGACGUGGUCGCUGCCUCUAAAGUUGAAAAGGAAGCAGCGAAACCCGAUGUGAGGCGUGAAGAAAUCCCACCGGAGAAAGCCAAGCCGGAGCCAGCCGAUGCAUCAAAGGUGAGGAAAACGCACAUUGAGGUCACAGUACCCACCACGAAUGGUGACCAGCCCCAGAAAAGAUCAAAGAGGCUAGAUGGUGAAAACAUUUAUAUCAGGCAUAGCAAUUUAAUGUUGGAGGAUCUAGAUAAGACCCAAGAAGAAAUAAAGAAGCAUCACGCCAACAUCAGUGAGUUGAAGAAGAACUUUAUGGAGUCCGUCCCGGAGCCUCGGCCGAGUGAAUGGGACAAACGCUUGUCCACUCACUCCCCUUUCCGAACCCUCAACAUCAACGGGCAGAUUCCCACGGGAGCGGAUGGAGUCAAGAAAGUCACUGUCCUAUCUUCUGAGAGACAGGUUGGUGGGCUUGAGAAAAUGAGUGCCUUUCUCUCCAGGGAGGAUGUGGCUGCAGUGCCAGAGAGGAGCAGUGUUAACACUGGCUUUGCGUGGGAGGGCUCAAAGCAGUCGGUAGCUUUUAGUGAGACCCUAGUGCCACCCGCCUCAGAGCCUUCUCCCAGCCGUGACUUUGCUGCCUCCUCCCUAAGCAGCGAGGAGGAGGAGGAGGAGGAGGAGGCAGCUCCCAGCCUCCCCGCGAGCGAGGAGGACCUGAGAUGUGGACAGGGGGUUUGUGCGGAUGCGGAGAAGGACUUGGAGCUCUCUGAGCUGGAGCCCCCCGCCAGCCCUGCCGCACCUCCCCGGCAGCCCUGGGGAGGAGAGGAGGAGGCGGCAGCGGAUGGUGAAGACAGAUUUGCCUUUAGAAAGCUAAAUGGCGAGUGUCACGACUCAGAUGUUAAUAACGGGCUGCCAGCAGUCAUUCGCUGCUUCCAGCCACCGCUAGUGAAGACACAGACGGUCACCAUCUCCGACGUGUCCAGCGCCGUCAAAAGCGAAAUUCCCACAAAAGAAGUCCCCAUUGUCCACACGGAGACGAAGACCAUCACCUAUGAAGCUGCACAGACAGAUGGUGGCAAUGGAGAUUUAGACCCUGGCAUCCUGCUGACUGCUCAGACCAUCACUUCGGAAACCACCAGCAGCACCACCACCACACAGAUCACGAAGACUGUAAAAGGUGGCAUUUCAGAGACGCGGAUUGAAAAGAGGAUUGUCAUCACAGGAGAUGCAGAUGUAGACCACGACCAGGUUCUAGCGCAGGCGAUAAAGGCGGCAAAGGAACAGCACCCGGACAUGUCGGUGACCAAAGUGGUUGUGCACCAGGAGACCGAGAUCGCAGAGGAGUAGCGAGGCUGUGAAGCGUUCCUGCCAGAUACACCACCAGGAAAAAGAAACCCAGCAAAACUACCAAGAAACUACCUGGAGCACAAAGACCUCGGAUUUACAAGACUUGACACUCAGAGACAUUCAUAUCGUUUAUUAGGAGUUGCGCUUUGACAUUUUACUUGGGAUUUUCCAGACUCCACUGGAUCCUAUUGGAUAUAGAUUUUUUUUUUUUUUAUAUUGUGACAAAAGUAUGCCAUAUUUCUAACUGUACUGAAUAUUUUUUACAGGUUUUCAAUUUUGCAUUCCCUCUCAUGCAUAGCCUCUUCAGAUACAGACCCAGACACACCUCACAGGGCUCAAAGGGUCGCUGUUUUAAGUCGUAUUCCCUCCGCCUCGUCAGGAAUAACGGAGAUAAGUCACAUCUGUGCAUAUUCCGAGUGCGGGAUCCGUACGCGCCUUCGAAAAGCCAUGGGUCCUUCUGCUGGGAGAGUCAGUUUAAAAAGUCAGACUUCAGUUUUGUGCAGCAUUUCCGAUUGCCUCUUGAUUUUUUUAUUUUUUAUUUUUUUUUUUAGCUCUAGGGAGCUUGAGACUCCAGCCGCAAUAUCUGGGCGUGCAGAGCUGCUGCCUUCGCUCCGAAUUUCCUCCCCGUUGGGUUUCAGGCCCCCGAUGUGUGAACACAGUAGGGUUUUGUGGUGUAGCCUAUGCACACAUCUUAAUAGUUGACUAGAUUUAAGGAAUACUGGAAGUUGCUUCAAGUAUCUUAUACUGUGAAUUUUAGAGCUUUAAGAGGACUGUGAUAGCACCUCGCCUUCCUCCUGUGUGUCUCUGCCGAGUGCUACCUACCUGUUUGUGUUUUCUAGAUGCCAUUAAACUAAAAAGCCCUUAGAAGUGUGCGUUUAAGGUGUUUGGACUCUGAAUGCUAUUGAGGUAGGCUUAUGCAGCAUUCACAGUAACUGAUUUUUUUUCAGUGUCAUAGUUUUUCACUUGUUUGUGUUCAUGAUUUUUAAAUUAGGGGGGUUUUUUUUGUAAGUCAUGGGUUGGGUUUUUUCCUCCCCUCACAGUGCUAUUUAAAGCUAAACACGUUACCCAUAUACCAGGGCAUAUAUCCUACUAUCAUUUAAUUUAAAAUCCUUUAGACAAUCCUUCCUAGGCCUGUAAGCUGUAUUUGGAGAGGCUGAACAAGAAAUCUUAGGAGGUGUCAGGUGUUGCUGGUCGUGAUAGAGCCAAACCAUGUGGAAAGUGCUGCCAUCCCCUCUUCCACGCUGGCUUAAGGGUCUGGACUUCGUUUGGCUUCGUGACCGCCUUGCUGGAAUGAAAUACCAGGGUUAGUGUCUGCAUCUUUAGGCUGAGCUUACAGACCACCGGCGUCAUCUCCAGCUAGGUGGGGAAGACCAGAAAACACCUUUUCUGGGGCUGGAUGCACUUCCCUCCACGGCACCUGGGGCUGAGCUCCUGCUGCUGCUUUCUGAGCUUCAUGGAAAUGUUUUAAUCAUGCCCUUGUUUCUCCUUCCAGCAUUUAAAUUUAAAAAAAAAAACAAAAAAAAACCAAAAAACCCCAAGCUUUGUAAAGAGUCUGCCCAGACACUUGUGAACACUUUAGUACACUUUGAGGUUGUGAUUUUUAUUUUUAUUUUUUAUAUAUAUAUAGUGUGGCACAUUGGAAGCUGAGGGCAUGGAGUGCUCUGCUGCUGCUCCUCAGUUGAGGAUGGGAAGCAAAUGGCAAUAAAAAAAAAAGCUCUCUGCUCUUUUAAAUUUGAAUAAUGUGUUUCAGAAGUCACUGGAUUUAGCUCAGGCUGCAACGACCUGCUGUUUAGCUGCAAACAGCCUUCGAACUGCACUGGGGUAGUGUAGCUUCUCAGAUUCAGGUGCAAUUUUAAUUAAGCUGUCACUAUUGAUUGGAGACUAUGCUGAAAACGCUGGAGCUGCUGGAUUUUUGCUUGCUUUGAGCCUUGCUGGCCGUGGGCCCCUCUCAGCUUCCAGCCUUCCCGUGCCGGUAGCUGCUGCUCGGGCUGCUCUGGGUGCGUGGUCCCCUCCCGCAGCGAUGCUCUGCCUUCCACUGGGUACCGGGCAUCCUAUUCUGGGGAUUUAGAGAGUCCUGCGCUCCACAGCUGUAGUGUAGAGAUGAAGUCUUCCUAUUUAUGUCUGAACAGCCUUUUCCUUCUUUACUCUGCAGCACAGACCCUUUAACAGGUCUGUGUCCCUGCUGUCCUCAACUUAGUUGGGUAACGCUUGCCUUAAAAGCCCAUCAUGCUGAGCAUCCUUCUGGUGAUGUCCCUUUUCUAGGAAUUUAGCUUUUUGCCACUCGGUCCUUCCUUCUCACCCUGGAGCAGCUACCUGAGGAGUGAACGGGCACGCCGCGUAGUCGUUACGAGGAUUUCUGAGCUUUACUAGGCAAAGCCAGCGUGAUAAAUUAAGUUUGUCCAUAGCACUUAAAGGCGCUUGGCCAUCACGAGAACUCAGGGGGACGUGGUGUGAGGCUGAAGCUUGGCCCCGGGUGUUCAGUUGGGGUGUCCUGUGCCCUGAGCAUGGGAUUUCUAGGGUGAGAAACCCGCUGGCACGAGAAGUGGUUCCUUUCCAGAAGGGUGCGCUCACUGUGGCUGCAUACAUCCCUUUUUAAGGGCCCAUAGACUAGAAUAACCCUCUCAUUUUUUUUUUUCCCCCUGGAUUUUGGGUGGCUGUUUCCAGUUUGUUCAUUCUCGCGCUUCCCCCUUCUAAGUUCUUGCUUCUUGAGUAUCUUAAACAAGUUAUCGCCUCGUCUGACCUUUGCCAUCACCCUGCUGUCUGACCCCACGGGGGAUUUCCAGCCCUGCUGACCCUCUCCAGCCGACACGGCCGCCUACGUGCAGCGCCCGAGCCCAGGAGCUGGACGGGAGCAGUGGCAGCCUGGGAAGAAGAUGAAAGUUAAGAGCAGAAGAAGCUUCUUCCAUCCUCAGCCGGGGCUGCCCGCACCCCUUCCACCUCCGACGGGUUUUUAAAAUCCUUGGCUCUUAGCGUGCUGUGUUAUUUCUAGGGACAAACCAGCUAAGUAAGGUCUAUUUAUAUGAAUGUUCCCAGCUCUUCCCACUCCACAAAUUCACCCAGAGACUGUCUUGAUUGUAUAAUAUACAUUAUAUGGAAGCUAUUUAUAUAUGAAUGAAUGUUUUUAUAGAAAGGAAGGCAAGGAGCUCAUGUUCUCCUCCAUUAAACUGGAACGGCAGCACCGGUUGCCAAAUAGCAAUCUCUGACCAACACAGAUGUGUUAGCAAAGGACUGACUGAUUUCUGGUUUUAAUAAACUGUGGUUUGCAGAUUUUCCUAAUUGUACAAUUACCUUAAGAGGUGGUAGUGUCCCAGCCUUAGAGAUGAAAC